GCGUUAUUGUCAUUUGGCCGCCUACAGUCUGGCUUGAAGACACGUCAAAAUAAUCAAUUCGCAAAUCGACUAGAUUGAAUUCGUUUAUACGGUUUGAAAGUGUCGAAUUUGCCAAAAAGUGUAUAUAUUAUAUGAAAUUGUGAUAUUUCGGCUAAAUUUUGCGGCGAAAAAAUUCGUGUUUAUUUAACAAAAAUAAAAAAAAUUGUGCUUUAAUUGUUCAGCGCAGUGUAAAUAAUUAUCUGGCACAUUUGGCGGAGAACAAUAAAAGAAAAUAAUUUAUGAGAAGUUAAAACGUUUGUCAAGCCCAAAAUAGCAACAUUAAUAACACAUUGCAUUUAUAAAGUAAUUAACGGUUGAUGAAUACAAGCUAAAUAUAGCGCAAUAACUGUAAAGAGAAUUAAGUGAAUUGUCACAGUGUACCUGCCAGCAGUAUGGAGAAAACUUAUCUGCAUUUCACAACCUUUUUGUGCCUCCUCACGCUGGGCGUCUGUGUGCCAACUAUUCUAAGUACUGACUUCACCACUUACAGUAGUUCGACAGUGGAACCAAAAGGACGAAGAUUUCCGCACGACUUUAUUUGGGGCGUCGGUUCGUCAUCGUAUCAAAUUGAGGGUGGUUGGAAUGCAUCUGGUAAAGGAGAAUCAAUAUGGGAUCGUCUAACACACGCUAACCCAGAGAAGAUUGCUGAUAAAUCAAAUGGUGAUAUUUCAGCAGACAGUUAUCAUCAGUGGCGUCGUGAUGUACAAAUGUUGCGUGACCUAAAUGUACAUGUAUACCGCUUUUCCAUCUCGUGGACCCGAGUUAUGCCCGGCGGUUAUAUGAAUGAUGUGAACAGUGAAGGUAUUCGCUACUACAGUGACCUGAUUAACGAACUGCUGCAUUAUAACAUCACACCAAUGGUGACAAUCUAUCACUGGGAGCUGCCGCAACGUUUACAAGAAUUGGGUGGUUGGACCAAUCCCGAAAUUAUACCCGUAUAUAAAGACUAUGCACGUCUGCUAUUCGAGAUGUUUGGCGAUCGUGUUAAAAUCUGGACAACGAUCAAUGAACCCUGGCAUAUAUGUGAAUACGGUUAUGGUGUUGAUUACAUGGCGCCCUCGUAUAAUUAUCCCGGAAUUCCAAGCUAUCUAUGUACACACAACUUGCUAAAGGCACAUGCCGAAGCGGUGCAUAUGUAUCGUGACCAGUAUCAGGCAUUACAGAAGGGCAAAAUCGGUAUUACUAUGGACUCAUCGUGGAUGGAACCGAAAACCGCAUCGGAGGAUGAUCGCUUGGCGUCUGAUCGUGCUUUGCAAUUCUAUAUCGGUUGGUUUGCGCACCCGAUAUUCUCGAAGGAGGGCAAUUAUCCACAAAUCAUGAUCGAUCGAAUUCGUAAUUUGAGCAAAGAGCAAGGUUUCACUCGUUCGCGUUUGCCGGAAUUCACAGAUGAAGAAGUGCGUCGUAUACGCGGAACAUCGGACUUCUUCGGUCUCAAUUCGUACACAUCGAAACGAGUGACGAAAAAUGAUCACAACAAUACUAUCAAUUACCCAGUACCAUCGUUUGAUCACGAUAAGGGCGUUAUUGAGGAUCAAGAUCCUAACUGGAAGGGAUCGGGUUCGGUGUGGUUGAAGGUCUAUCCCAAAGGCAUGUACAAUUUAAUCAUGUGGAUCGUGCGAGAAUAUGAUAAUCCUCCUAUAAUUGUGACUGAAAAUGGCGUAAGUGACGUUGGAGGUCUUGAAGAUUAUGGACGUGUUGAUUAUCUGAACUCUUAUCUAUCUGCGAUUUUGGAUGCCAUUGAAGAUGGCGCAAAUGUACAGGGAUAUACUUAUUGGAGUUUGAUGGACAGCUUUGAAUGGAAAGCUGGCUAUACUGAAAAAUUCGGUCUCUACAACGUCGACUUUAGCCAUCCGAAUCGUACGCGUACACCGAAAAUAGCAGCCAAAGUCUAUGCGCAAAUUUGCAAGACGAACACGAUCGAUUGGAGCUAUCGGCCGAUAUUGGACGAAACCCAAAUUAACGCGAUGGCACAGAUGCCCGCAGCUGAAGUCGCUGACGAUGGUACAUCGGGUGCGAAUACUAUAUACAACAGAUUAACUAGUCAAAGUUGGCAUAGCAUAACAUUACUGCUUUUAAUUGUAAAUUAUUUAUUACGAAUUUAAGUUCUCAUCGUUGUAGUUAAUGUUGCCAUUAGUUGGGCUUUGUAAAUAUGUGUGUAUAUAGUUUUUAAUUAUCUCGUUAGUACAUGACUAAAGUAUUAUAUUAUUUAAAUUAAAUGAACCAAUAAAAAACUGUUUUUAAAAAAUA
Molecule: messenger RNA, 2286 nt
Organism: Zeugodacus cucurbitae (melon fly)
Lineage: Eukaryota; Metazoa; Arthropoda; Insecta; Diptera; Tephritidae
Product: myrosinase 1
Exons: 6
Coding region: 432-2141 (569 amino acids)
Biological process (GO): carbohydrate metabolic process
Molecular function (GO): beta-glucosidase activity
Source: RefSeq, a predicted model, not a curated record